This is a messenger RNA of Notolabrus celidotus (New Zealand spotty), 17729 nucleotides long. It is a transcript of the gene mdn1, whose product is annotated as midasin AAA ATPase 1. Bases 298 to 16905 code for a protein of 5535 amino acids. Gene Ontology annotation, biological process: rRNA processing; ribosomal large subunit assembly. Gene Ontology annotation, molecular function: ATP hydrolysis activity; ATP binding. Gene Ontology annotation, cellular component: nucleus; preribosome, large subunit precursor. Lineage: Eukaryota; Metazoa; Chordata; Actinopteri; Labriformes; Labridae. The record is from RefSeq and is a predicted model, not a curated record. The transcript is spliced from 102 exons.
ACAGCAGCACAUCUCGACAGAACACCAAACCUCCGUCGCUGUGCGUGCGCGUCAUCACUGCGCGACGGGGAAUCCAGCCCGACCCGGAAGGAUAUGCGCUUCACUCACAUGUGGACAGGAUUUUAACAGCAGUGACGGGAACGUGCUGCCUGUGUGUUGUCAUACAACAUCAGCUACACGAGCGCGUUAUGAACCUUACAGUUUGGUUUCAGAAUAGUAAAUCAGUGUAUCUCUCUCAAUUACAGGUCCAGCUUGUUUUUGUUGUAGAUCGAUCUUCCAGAGGCGACAAAUGAUACGAUGGAAAAUCUAGAAUUGAGCCUAUCCUCACUGGGCACCAUAUCCAGACAUGUUGACAAAAGUCACAACCAACUAAGCCAAUAUCUCUCCAAACAGAUAUGGAGCCAGCAGGACAGGCAGUGUAUCCUGGACUGUUUGACUCGGCUGCUGUUGGAGAAGGACUACACGCUGCUGAUUGCUCGACACCUGCGCCCGCUGGUCCUUGAUCUGCUGGAGAGGAAUGCAGAGAGGGUCAAAGCUGGUCAAAGGAUUAACCAUGACCUCCAUGAGCGGCUGUGUGUGGCCCUCAGCAAACUCCUCGGCGUCAGUCCAGAUGCACAGGCUUUUGCAGCAAGGUACUUCAAUGACGCCCCCCCGGUGUUCCAGAGGCUCUUCUUCACCAGCGAGGAGGCUUCAGCCGUUCAGUAUGGCCCCCGGAGGAUGAAGCUGCGGGACCUGAUGGGAGCCACACUGCGUUUCCUCCAGAGCGACUGUGCAAAGUUUAGGAUGCUGUGGGACUGGAGUCCCUGCGUGUCACAGCUGCUUACCAGCGAUGUCAUGGUUCGAGGGUACACAGCUCAGUGUCUGGCUCUGGUCUCUCACAUGACUGAUAAUCAGAAAACCAUCUUUCUAAGAAAGGUGCUCACGGGCGAUGAGAUCCUGCACAUGAAGAUCAAAGCGCUAGAGGAAACUCAGCAGCUGGAAGUAGAAAAGGCUCUGGUGUUAGCCAAUCAGGGCUCUGUGAUGUGGCGUCAGGAGAAGGCGAAUAAGUUUACGAGGGGUCAGGUGGUGUCGGAGGACCUGUCCCGGAACGUUGUGGCCAUCUGUGGCGUCGUCCUCCCCAGGAUAGCUCCCAGAGUCUGUGAACAGGCAAACGCAAAGGAUCUGGUUCUGGUGGACUCUACGUGUCGUAAUCUGAGGAGGCUGGCACUGGCUGUGGCGUCCCAGAAGCCUGUGCUGCUGGAGGGUCCGAUUGGAUGCGGUAAAACUGCCCUGGUGGAGUUUAUGGCGGCUGUCACAGGACACACGAAGGCUUCAGAGAUCCUCAAGGUCCAGCUGGGCGAUCAAACCGACAGCAAGAUGCUGCUGGGGAUGUACCGGUGCACCGAUAUACCGGGAAAGUUUGUGUGGCAGCCGGGAACUCUGACACAAGCUGUCACUACGGGCCAGUGGAUCCUCCUGGAAGACAUCGACCACGCUCCUCUGGAUGUGAUAUCCGUGCUGCUGCCUCUGAUGGAGAAUAAAAAGCUGAUGAUUCCAGGACGAGAGGACUGCAUUGAUGUCGCUCCUGGAUUUCAGUUCUUUGCAACAAGACGGAUGUACUACAGCGGAGGCAGCUGGCACAAACCACAGAACUCUCACGCAGCGCUGCUAGACAAAUACUGGACCAAACUUCAGAUGGGAAACAUGACCCGAGAGGAGCUGAAGAAGGUUCUCAUCAGCAGGUAUCCUCGGCUGACGGUGGUGUCAGACCGUCUCCUGGAUAUCUACUGUCAGCUGACCGGAGAGAGACACUCGGACAUGGACACGAGCAGCCUUCAGCAGUCUGAGGAGCACAAGUCUGAGGACAGACACACACCGCUGGAGGGUAGAGCUCUGUCUCUGAGGGACUUAUUAAAAUGGUGUGAGCGGAUCAGCGUUAACUUUGACAGCACUUCACCGGCCACAGCACAACACGUCUUCCAAGAGGCUCUGGACUGUUUCACGGCCAUGCUGUCUCGUCCUGAGAGCCGACUUCGAAUGGCAGAAAUCAUCGGAAGCAAACUCAACAUCUCUAAAGAAAAGGCGCAGCACUUCUGUCAGCUGUACCAGCCUGGCAUCACGCUGAGCGAGCUGGAGGCCUCGGUGGGCAGAGCGGUCCUGAGUCGAAAGCAGACUGAAGCGGUGCAGCUGAGUGUAGAAAACCAGACAUUUGCUGCCACCCGUCCCUCGGCGGUGCUGCUGGAGCAGCUGGCGGUGUGUGUGGCUAAAGGAGAGCCGGUUCUUCUGGUGGGAGAGACCGGGACUGGAAAAACUUCCACCGUUCAACACCUGGCCAGAGUCACAGGACACAGGUUACGGGUCGUGAACAUGAAUCAGCAGAGUGACACAGCCGACCUGCUCGGAGGGUACAAGCCAGUGGACCAUAAGCAGAUCCUGCUCCCUCUGCGUGAGGCCUUUGAGGACCUGUUCUCCCAGACGUACUCCAGGAAGCAGAACCUGACUUUCCUGGGUCACGUGCAGACCUGCUUCAGGGGAAAACGCUGGCAGGAUCUGCUCAAACUCAUGGACCACGUCUGCAAGUCUGCGCUCACCAAAGAGCUGCAGGAUAAAACCGACGCUGACCUGCUGCAGGAGAAGUGGGAGGCACUGGCUCUCAGGCUGAGUCAGACCCAGCAGCAGAUCAGAGCCUGUGAGGCGGCCAUGGUCUUCGCCUUUGUAGAGGGGACUCUGGCUCAGGCGGUGAAGAAGGGUCAGUGGAUCCUGCUGGAUGAGAUCAACCUGGCGGCAGCAGAGACUCUGGAGUGUCUGAGCGGACUGCUGGAGGGCAGCGCUGGAUCUCUGGUGCUGCUGGACCGUGGAGACACUGAGCCCCUCGUACGACACCCAGACUUCCGGCUCUUUGCCUGCAUGAACCCAGCGACUGAUGUGGGCAAGAGGAACCUUCCUCUCGGCCUCAGGAACAGGUUCACAGAGCUGUAUGUGGAGGAGCUGGAGAACGAGGGGGACCUGAGGAUUCUGGUCUCUGAUUACCUGAAGAGUUUAAAUUCACCCAGGAAUAUCGUCAGCGGCAUCAUCAGUUUUUACCUGGCGGUACGAAAAGAGGCAAACUCCCACCUGGUGGACGGGACGGGUCACAGACCUCACUACAGUCUGCGGACUCUCUGCAGGGCUCUAAAGUAUGUUGCUGCAAAUCCCUGCAGCAGCGUGCAGCGCUCACUCUACGAGGGUUUCUGCCUCAGCUUCCUGACUCAGCUGGACAGAAGCUCCCACCCUCUGGUGCAGAAACUGGUGUGUCAGCACAUCCUGAUGGGGAACACAAAGUGUCUCAAACAACCCAUCCCAGCGCCCUCAGGCCGGCCGUGUGCAGAGGUGGAGGGAUACUGGGUGUCUCAGGGGGAGAUGGAGCCGGCUCUGGACCCGAGCUACAUCCUCACUGCCUCAGUCAAGCUGAACCUCCGUGACCUGGCCAGGGUGGUAUCUGCGGGGACUCACCCCGUGCUGAUCCAGGGAGAGACGUCUGUGGGGAAGACCAGCCUGAUCCGCUGGCUGGCUGCAGCCACAGGAAACCAGUGUGUGAGGAUCAACAACCACGAGCACACCGACAUCCAGGAGUAUAUCGGCUGCUACUCGUCUGACGACAAGGGCAAGCUGGUGUUCCAAGAAGGCGUCCUAAUCGACGCCAUGAGGAAAGGCUACUGGAUCAUCCUGGAUGAGCUGAACCUCGCUCCCACGGACGUCCUGGAGGCUUUGAACAGGCUCCUGGAUGACAACAGGGAGCUGUUUGUGGCAGAGACACAGGAAGUCAUCAAGGCUCACCCUAGAUUCAUGCUGUUUGCUACCCAGAAUCCCCCUGGUCUCUAUGGAGGCAGAAAGGUUCUCUCCCGGGCAUUCAGGAACCGCUUUGUGGAGCUUCACUUCGACGAGCUGCCGAGUGGAGAGCUGGAGACCAUCCUCCAUCAGAGGUGCAGCCUGCCUCCAUCCUACUGCACCAAGCUGGUCAAAGUCAUGCAAGACCUACAGUCCUUGCGUCGGGGGUCCUCCGUGUUUGCAGGGAAACACGGCUUCAUCACCCUCAGAGAUCUGUUCCGCUGGGCGGACCGAUACCGGCUGGAGCAGCAGACAGAGGACACUCAGGACUGGCUGCAGCACUUGGCAGAUGAUGGGUACAUGCUGCUGGCAGGACGCGUGAGGAAACCUGAGGAGGAGUCCGUCAUCAUGUCCAUCCUGGAGAAACACUUCAAACGGACGGUGAACCCUGAAAACCUGUUCUCCAAGAAACAGGUCACCAGCCAGUUCAGUUCCUUCGUCGACAGCAUCGCCGGGGUGCCUGAGGAGUUCAGACAUGUGGUGUGGACACACGGCAUGAGGAGGCUCGCCGUGCUGGUGGGACGUGCGCUUCGAUUCGGGGAGUCAGUCCUGCUUGUAGGAGACACCGGAUGUGGAAAGACGACGAUCUGCCAGCUGUUCGCAGCUUUAGCAGCACAGAAGUUCUUCUCAGUGAACUGUCACCUCCACAUGGAGACGUCAGACUUCCUGGGAGGCCUGAGACCAGUCAGACACACACAGACGAGUGGUGAGGACAGCAGGCUGUUUCAGUGGCAUGACGGUCCCUUGGUUCUGGCCAUGAAGGAGGGAGGAGUGUUUCUCAUGGAUGAGAUCUCUCUAGCAGACGACUCCGUGCUGGAGAGACUUAACAGUGUUUUAGAAACAGAGAAGUCCCUCGUGCUGGCGGAGAAAGGCAGCGGUGACGAUGACGACGUGGAGCUGAUCAGAGCGGCUGAGAGUUUCCGUCUGGUGGCGACCAUGAACCCCGGAGGAGACUUCGGAAAGAAGGAGCUCUCUCCUGCCCUCAGGAACCGUUUCACAGAGAUCUGGUGUCCUCAGAGUAACAGCCGCAGCGACCUGGUUCAGAUCAUCCAACAUAACCUGCGCUCAGGCCUCUCAUUGGACGGUGGAGACAUCGCCGAGCUGAUGCUGGACUUCAUCGAGUGGCUGACCCGGCAGGACUUCGGUCGGCGCUGCAUCCUGAGCGUCAGAGACAUCCUGUCCUGGGUAUACUUCAUGAACACGGUGUGUGAGCGGGACGAGGACGGCUUCAUGACCAUGGGAGCUCUGGAGGAGGAAGAGGAAGCGGAGUGGGACCUCAGACUGGACACUGUCACCGCCUUCAUCCACGCUGCGUGUCUGGUUUACGUAGACGGCCUCGGCUCGGGAACCACGGCGUCGUGUGCAGACAGCGCCCUCCUGGCACGCCGGCUGUGUCUGGGCUUCCUGCAGCAGCGUCUGAGUAAAAUGACCAAACUGGAUCAGGAGGUUCUGGACGCGCUGAGAGUCUACGACAGCUGCCUGCCGAGGGAGCCGCAGUGGGGAGAGGAUUUCUUUGGCAUUGACCCGUUCUACAUCGCAUUAGGGCCUCAAACUGAGUCUCGUAACCUGUCGGACUAUGCCAUCGCAGCCGGCACCACCGCGGUCAACGCUCAGAGGCUGCUGCGGGCCCUGAAGCUCCAGAGGCCGGUACUGCUGGAGGGAUCGCCCGGCGUGGGGAAGACCAGUCUGGUGGCUGCGCUGGCCAAAGCUUCAGGGAACCAGCUGGUCAGAAUCAACCUGUCGGAGCAGACGGAUGUGACGGAUCUGUUCGGGACAGAUCUCCCCGUGGAGGGAGGGAAGGGAGGAGAGUUUGCAUGGAGGGACGGCCCCCUGUUGGCGGCUUUGAAGGCAGGGCACUGGGUGGUCCUUGACGAGCUGAACCUGGCCUCUCAGUCCGUGUUGGAGGGUCUGAACGCCUGCUUUGAUCACCGAGCAGAGAUCUACAUCCCUGAGCUGGGAAUGAGCUUCCAGGUUCAGCACGAGAAAACCAAGAUCUUCGGCUGUCAGAACCCUUUCACUCAAGGCGGGGGGCGUAAGGGGCUGCCCAAGUCCUUCCUCAACAGGUUCACUCAGGUCUAUGUGGACCAGCUCACCAGCAAAGACAUGGAGUUCAUCGGAGACUCCAUUUUCCCGUCCAUCGAUGAAGAAAUCAUCGUUAAGAUGGUUGAGUUCAGUAACAAGCUCGUCCAGGAGGUGUGUGUGGAGCGGCAGUGGGGUCAGAGAGGAAGCCCCUGGGAGUUCAACCUGCGUGACAUGUUCCGCUGGUGUCAGCUGAUGCAGGCCGACCAAUCCCCGGGCUUCUUCAACCCGGGUCAGCACGUGGCCUUAGUGUACGCUGACAGGAUGAGGACGGAGGCUGACAAGGCUCAGGUCCUGUCCGUGUUCAGGAAGGUGUUUGGGGAGGACUUUGAGCCUUACAGCGGCUCCAGAGAGUUCCACAUCACUCCACUCAACCUGCAGGUGGGUUUCUCAGUCCUGCAGCGUAGCGGCGGUGCCCCCGUGGCCCUCGACCCCCCACUCUCCAUCACCCACCAGUCCCUGCGGCCCCUGGAGUCCCUGAUGAAGUGUGUGGAGAUGGGCUGGAUGACCAUACUAGUCGGCCCGACGGCCAGCGGGAAGACCAGCCUGGUGAGGCUGCUGGCUCUGCUGACAGGUCACCGGCUCCGGGUGAUGGCUAUGAACAGCGCCAUGGACACCACUGAGCUGCUGGGCGGCUUCGAGCAGCUGGACAUCAUGCGGCCAUGGCAGCAGGUGCUGGAGAGCGUGGACUAUAUAGUAUCCAUGGUGAUAAGGCGUGGCUUGAUGUCGCUGGACGUCGGCGUGCAGGACACGGAGUUCCUGCUGCAGACGUGGGGUCUGUUCUGUCGCUGGCUGAAGGAAGAGGGUCUGCAGAGGACCGGAGGAGCCGUGAACUCUGAGGCCCUGAACAAACUGGAGGUCAUCAUCCUGCUGCUGCAGAAACUCAACACCAAACUCAAAGUCUUCACGGACAUGUCCAAACUGCAGAUGGACUUCACGCUGCUGAAGGAGCGUCUCGCUCAGCUGGAGGAUGGAUGGACCAAUGGCGGCUUCGAGUGGUUGGACGGGAUGCUGGUCCAGGCUCUGCAGGCCGGUGAUUGGCUGCUUAUGGAUAACGUCAACUUCUGCAGUGCUUCAGUCCUGGAUCGCCUCAAUGCUCUGCUGGAGCCCGGUGGAUCUUUGACGAUCAACGAACGUGGCGUGAUAGAUGGGAAGACCCCUAAGAUCACCCCGCAUCCUAACUUCAGGCUGUUCCUGACCAUGGACCCUGUUCACGGGGAGCUCUCCAGAGCCAUGAGGAACCGAGGGGUGGAGGUCUACAUCCCAGGGGAGCAUGAAGGUGUCUGCUGGGACUCUCUGGACCUGAAAACUCUGCUUCACACUGCAGGGGUGACCGGAGACUGUGUGUGUGACCUGCUGAUCGAGAUCCACAAGAGCAUCAAGUCUGACAUCUGGGACUCUCCCGCCUCCUCAAUGUCCUCCCUCCUACAUGCUGCCACGCUGCUGUCCUGUCAGCUGCAGAGAGGUGUGGAUUUACCCAGCGCCCUGCAGCACGCCUGUGGAGAGGCUUACUCGCUUUGUCAACGCACCACGGCCAGCCAGAAGCAAGCCCAGCAGUUGAUCGAGCAGCGCUUAUCCAUUCUGGACACGGAGGACUGGGGCAGCGGGCUGCUGUGUGCUGGAGUCUGGCCCGACGGCUUCCCCUCAGCCCUCCUCUCCACCGAGGACUCCUGCUUCUCCUCCAUCCUCAGAGACGGACAGGUGCUCUCAUUCUGCCUGAACACGCUCAGCCUGCAGGGGAAACGGAGUCGGCCGCUGAGUCUGAGUGACCUGCAGAGGGCGCUGCAGAGCAGUGGAGUUCAUGAAGGCCAGGUGUUCUCUGGAGGAGUGGUGGAUCUGGCGGAUGGAGACGCUCUGAGGUUGAUCCCCACUGCAGUGAGACUCCUCACGGAGAGAGCGUCUCAUGGAGACUGGAUCCUCCGCAGCAGCUGGCUGUCUCACCUGGGGAAGAGCUACAAACACGUACCUGACCCGGCUCUGGUCCAGGUGGAGGCAGGAAACCGAGCCCUGAAAGCUGUGUUUGGAGGUAAACUGGCUGCAAAGGGGAAAUCUCUGGCAGAGCUGCUGCAACCUCACAGCAUAGAUGAGUACAGGAUUCUGGUGGACAUGCGGUGGAACAAGCAGUACCUGGAUAUUUUAGCCAACAAGUGCAACUUUGAGGAUGAGGAGAGAUACACCGAGUUCCUGGAGGCGCUGAAUGCAGUCGCUAACAGGAUCGUCCUGAUGAUGGACAGAGAGGAGCGGUCCGUCAUCUGUACCUGUGCCAUCAACCUGUCUGCUCAGAACUGUGCUCUGAGGAUAGCCACGGCCUUCAGUAAAGGCACUGUGGAUGUGGGUCACCUGCCCCACCCCGUGCUGAUGCACUUGCGGACCUUCUUUGACCUGUGGGACUCGUUCACGCUGCAGGCCGUGCAGAGCGGACAGCCCUACAUCUCAGAUCACAUCAUGUUCGAGAUUCUGCAGCUGCUGCAGUGGCUGGAUCGGUUCUGGGACGCCUGCAGCACGCUGCCCGCCGACUCUCAGGGCAUCUCUGUUCUGUCUCUGCACUGGCAGUGGGUGCAGAAACACCUGAUCCUCCGCCUGCCUCAGCUGCUGCUGGGAGACAAUGACGGCUCACUCGAAGGUCUGCAGGAGCUGCAGGCGGUCUCCGCAGCCAUUCAGACGGUUCUGUCAACCCCGGUGUCUGUGGCCUCCGCUCUCAAAGGGAUCCAGAAAACUCUGGGAAAAGCUCUGCCCUUCAAGCUGGAGUCGGUGGCUGAGUGUGCGUCUCGGCUCAGGCUCCUCAGUAGAGCUCUGGACGUGAGCGAUCUGAGGCUGGACGGCUCCUCUGCUCCCCUGCGGCAUGAGCUGGUCCGACUUCAGGGUGCCGGGCUCGGGCUGGAUAUUAAGGAGAGUCUGCUGGAGGCCUGGGGCCUCGUCCUGCUGGCCAACAACCAGCUGGACCCUCAGACUUCAGGAGUGUUGGAGAGGUUGGUGUCGAGUGUGGAGCAGCAGCAGCGUCAGAUGACUUCUAGAGGUCUCCUUGAGGUGUGCUCCCUGCCUGAGGGGGAGGAGCCUACAGACCGAGUCCACCUGGCCCGAGGGGAGCUGCAGCAGCUCAGCCGCAGGGCUCAGCUCUGGCCCCUCAUGGAGCAGCUGGCUGUCCUCAACCAGCUGAGACUGAGCACCGACCUGCUGCACCUCGCGCUCUCUCCCGGGGACCAAGAGGCCGAAGAGAGUUUACGUCGAGAACUCUCCAGACAUCUGCGUUACUGCCUCCAGUCCACGCCCAUGAACGUCAGUCAGCUGCAGCCGCUCUGGUUCCUGCUCAGCAGUGACCGGCCGGCUGAGGAGCUGCAGUUUGUCUGGUGUGAGCUGCUCUCAGAUGCUCUGUCUGCGCUGUGGAACAGCAGUGUGACCUCUAACCCUGACCUCUGGCUGAAGUGGGACCCACUGAGACCCGAGACCCCUCUACCUCUAAAGCUUCAUCACGGAGCAGACAGCAAAGGACCAGCCCUGCUGAGUAAAGCCGUGUGGUCACAUUGCAUGCUGGGAGUUCUCAGCAGCAGUGAGACUGAAGGGCGUUGGGAGCCUUCUGGGGCCGCCCUCCUCACCCUCUCUCAUGUCACCCUGGGGGAGUGGAAGGAGCGGAUCCAGCAGCUGCAGGAUGUUACUGCUGUGCUGUGGGACAACAUGGCCGCCCCGGCUCUGGCUGACUUCAGUGGCACAGAUUUCAGGCUGCAGGGUGCCGUCCUGCGUCGUCAGCUGCAGAGCAUGGCCGACCUGCUACCCCCCAGCCUGCAGGAGGGCUACAUGGAAAGCUGUGAGAGCCUGGUGGAGGAUUCGGACCCUCUGAUCGCUGCUCAGGAGAUCCAGACCGUCUUCAGAGACUUCCUGCCUCCUAAUCUCCUCCCUGCAGGGCUGGUGGAGGCCUGCAACACCUGCCUGCAGCAGUACGUCCAGAGCAAAGUCCAGGGCUCCAGUUCACCUGCACGCUCUGGAGUUUUCUGGGUCAACAUGGGCCUGCUGCAGAUCAAAGUGUGGACACCUCAGACCAUCUUCGACCCGGCUGUGAAGAGGGCCUACAAACUCAACUACGCUCAACAGGAGCUGGCUGUCCUGCAGGAGGAGUGGAACGGACGCAGCCUCUCGUCUCAGCUGACAACCGGAGCAAAGCUGGAGGAGAGCAGCACCACUGACGGCUUCCAGCAUCCCAGAAUCAGGUAUUUGUGGAUCCGCAUGCAGCAGGUGAAGGAGCAGAUCGCUGAGCUCUCCAGGAAGCAGGCCUGCCGCCCUCAUGAGCCUCAGUACGGUCGCCUCUUCCAGGACCUGCAGCACUACCUCUGCAGCAUCGGGCAGGCGUCUGCAGUGGAAGACCUCCUGUCCCACCUGCUGAAGGCCCUCCAGACCCCCACUUCCUCCUCCUCCAAGUCCAGGUCCGCAGUGCAGUCUCUGCUGAGGGAGGAGGCUGUGUGGCAGAGCUCGCAGCAGCGCUUCUGUCAGAGGCUGCUGGAGGAUUACCCUCUGUACCCCGACGUGGUCGGACCUGUGAGGACUGGGAUCUUCCUGCUCAGACACGGCAUGAGGCUGGUUGCUGCUCAGGUGGCCGCCUCGCUGACGCCCGUACCCAGUCUGCCCAAACUGGUGUCCUGCCUGCUGGCCUUCCCCUCCCUGUCCUCCAGCCUGCCGACCUACCUGUCUCGUGCAGACUUCCUCUGCUCCAGGUCCUGUAUGGAUGUUCUGCGCUGUCUUGUGAAGCUAGUACCGCAGCAGCAGGACCCGGAUCAUGUGGUACCUCAGUCCUCUACACUGCUGCUGAACGCUCUGCUGUAUGUGCAGUGUCACACUCUGUCCACGGGAGAGUUCAGCCCUGAGACACGGACACUCUUCAGACACAUCUGUCAGGCUCUGGUGAACGAGUGGGACGAGCAGGAGAGACGGAAGAGAGAGAGAGAGCAGCAGGAGGCAAGUCUUUACCGCAACCGCAGCAGACUUCACGGCUCAGGACUGACCGAGGAAGAGGAGGAGGAGAGAGACUUCAGACGCCUGUUCCCUCAGUUCAACAAGGACUUUGCAGACAUCGUGUCCCAGCCCACCCUGGAGGGUCCGACAGACUCUGAACUCCGGGAGGAAGAGGAGGAGAAGAUGAAGGAGGAGUCCUGUGAGAGCAGCUGUCUGUCUGCCUCUGCUAUGAACACAGUGGUCCAGAUUCACCAGCAUCUCUGUGUGGGACACGCUCGCUCUCUGUGGUACCAGAGCACUAAGCCGGACAAUCGCAGCAAAGAACACAUCACAGCCCUGGUGUCCUCCUAUCAGAUCGCUUCCCCUCUGAUGUCUCGCUUCUAUCAUCUGAUUGACUCUGACCUCGACCAGCAGCUGACCGGCAGCGAGCUGCUGCUCUCCGCCCUCCUCCAGAACACGGUGCAGGGCUCAGGGGGUCCUGACGGUCUGUCUGUCACUCCUGAGGGUCCGUAUGAUUUCUACCAGCAGCCCAACAUGAGCGAGGCCCGCCUGUGUCUGCCCGUCCUGGAGCAGCUGAGUGCAGCCGUGAAGCAGAGACUGGACGACUGGCCCGAGCACCCCGCACUGGUUCAGCUGACUGUGGUCGUGGACAGGAUCAUGGCUUUCAGUCUGGCUAGUCCUCUGGCAAAGUUCCUCAACGGCAUGGAGAUCCUGCUCAGCAAAGCACAGGACUGGGAGAACAACGCCAGCCGCUCGGUCUCUCUGCGGAAGGAGCUGGAACCGGUCACUCAGCUUAUAAUCCAGUGGAGAAAACUGGAGCUCAACUGCUGGUCAAGCAGUCUGGACAACGCAAUGAAACGGCACACUGAGAAAUCAACCAAACACUGGUUCUCCAUCUACCAGCUGGUGGAGAGAUACCUGGAGGAGCAGAGGAUGGACGCUAACACAGAUGAGGAGGUGGAGCGUCUGUCCCUGUCCUCCGUGUCCUCCACCCUGCAGGCCUUCAUGGAGGGCUCCACCCUGGGAGAGUUUCACACCCGCCUGGCCAUGCUGCUCAGCUUCCACUGCCACCUCCUGCUGGUCCCCGCCCAGCCUGGACAAGAGCCUUUGUCCAGUCUUCUUUGGAAUCUGCACAAAUACUACAGCCAGUUCUCUGAGGGCAUCCAGACCAGAGUGACUCAGCUCAGACAGCCCAUCGAGAAGGAGCUCAAGGACUUUGUGAAGAUCUCAAAGUGGAAUGACGUCAGCUUCUGGUCCAUCAAACAGUCCGUGGAUAAAACUCACCGGACUCUCUUCAAGUUUGUGAGGAAGUUCCAGGAGGCUCUGAGCGGUCCCAGCAUCCCCUCUUUGGUGGAGCAGGGAAGUGACACCAGCCUGGACAGUGUGGACACAAACCCAGAGGAGACCCCCAUCCACCGGGUCCACCGGGCACUGAAGAGCAACCCGCCUGGGAAGGGCAGAGACCUGGAGCUCAAUGAGGCCCCGGAUGAGGGAGCUGAAGCUUCAUCUCUGCAGGCUCGUCUGCCCGUUCUGUCCAGGAAGAUGAAGAAAAUGUGCGUCCAGCUGCUUAAGAAAAACCCUGUCCCUGAGCUGGCUGAAGACCUGGACUGCUUCACAGGUGAGGUGAUCAGUAACCUGCGGGACCUUCAGAGUCUCAAUGUGGACACAUCAGCAGAGAAGGAGAAGCAGAAAGCCGAGGUGAAACACAUCCUGCAGCAGAAACAGAGAGCACUGUCAGACCUGUUCAAGAUGCUCACAGAAAUCGGUCUGUCGUAUCGUAAAGGCCUGACGUGGAACAGGACGGCUGAUCCAGAGAAGACUCUGUGUCUGCAGCCGCUGGAGCUGAGCACGGCUCUGUCUGCUGUCAGGAACCAGGAGCCGGCUGAGAGCACGUUGUUCUCAGAGUUGGUGACAGCUUGGGAUGGAUGUCAGAAGUACUUUUACCGCUCGUGGGCCAGGAGGACAGCCAUGCAGACAGCUCUGCAGAACGCCGCCAAGGAGCUGGGUUUUGGGAACAUUGAGCGCUGCAGAGGUUUCUCUGCUCAUCUCUUCAAGCUGCUCCUCAGACAGAGACGACGACUGUCCAAACUCACAGAGCAGUGGGUUCAUCUCAGGAGUCUAACUAACAGCAUUCAGGGUAUCAAGACUGACCUCCAGAGCCACAGUGAGGAUCAAGGCUGCACCCUCCCUCCUCAGGACUCUCUGCAGGGUUGGGUCAGCAGAGGCCAGGACCUGGCCGCUCAGUGCUCUACCCUCCUGCAGCAGCUUUCCUGGCUCCAUCAGUGCUGCCCCGAGGACCUGCAGCAGAAAGAGGAGACGAGCAGCUGCAGCAGGCAGCACACCCUGAGGUGCCCGUCCCCGCUCGCUGCUCACCGCCAGCCCCCCGGCUGUCUGAUGAGGAGGGGGGACGCUGCCUGGUGCCAACUGAACGCUCACUUUGACAGCAUGCUGAAGCAGACGCAGAGCCUGAAGAAGGAGCUGGACGAUGUGGCUCAGCAGACAUCAGACCGAGUCCUCCACACAAGGAAACACUUUGUGACGUGCUGCUCCGCCUUCGAUCAGCUGGGAGCUGUGGUGGCUCAGAUGCCCGGCAUUGAGCAGCUCUUCACAGCCGUGAAUGUCAGCAGCACAGACAACCAGCCGGCCAUCUCACAGAGCCUGCAGUACGUCAGAGGACAGGUGGAGGCCAGCGUCACAGAGUUCACCACAUGGAAGACUGAGCUGCUCUCACUGGGACCCCAGAACUCAGAUCACCAGCCUGCCUUCUGCUCCGACUUCACUGCUGAGCUGGAGACGAACAUCAACACGGUGCUGUGUGCCGUUCAGACGCUCGUGAAGAGACGGGAGAGAGAGCAACAACCAGAGAAGCCCGAAGACGUCAAGAGAGAGGGCACUGCAGAAGAGGGAGAGGAGGAGGAAGAAGAAGAAUCUCUUGACCUGCUGAAGCCCGGUCACCUGACUCGACUCCUGGAGGAGGAUCUGGAAGCAGAGGUGGAAGCUCUGAGUUUGGGAGUAGUAAGCAAGGGUGUGGAGGGACUGCUGAGCCGCCUCAGGACUCACAGAGACUCGUGUCAGCCGUCACAGCUGCAGGAGGUGAGCAGGGCGUGCAGGAUGCUGGUGCGUCUGGAGCCUCUGCUCGGCGUGUACUGCGACGUUGUGCGCUUCUACGUGUCCGUGUCGGUGGGAGCUCACAGGAGCACGGGGAAGCUGCUGUCUGUGCUCGCCAGCAUCUUCACUCAGCUUGCUCAGAAGGGUUUCUGCCUCCCUCAGGAGCUGAUGGCAGGAGGAGACGGAGAAGGAGCCACAGAGUUUCACGACUACGAGGGCGGCGGUAUCGGAGAAGGCGAGGGCAACAAAGACGUCAGUGACAAGAUUGAGAAUGAAGAUCAGGUGGAGGACACGUUCCAGGAGGGUCAGGAGAAAGAGGAGCAGCAGGAGAAGGGAAACAUCAAAGAGGAGGACAAUGCCAUCGAGAUGUCGGAGGACUUCGAUGGACAGAUGCACGACGGGGAUGAGAAAGAACCAGGAGACGAUGAUGACUCGUCUAAAGAGGAUGAAGAGGAGCUGGAUAAAAAGAUGGGCGACCUGGGUGAAGGACAGACGGACACUCUGGAUGAGAGGAUGUGGGGGGAUGAUGAAGAUGAUGAUGACAAUGAAGGAAGUGACAAAGAGGAAGAGUCUGGACAGGGCAUGGACCAGGGCGAAUCAGAGCUGGUGGCUAAAGAUGACAACCUGGACGCUGCCGAUCCAAACAAAGACAAGAAGAACCAGGACGGAGACCAACAGAUGGAUGAGGAGGAGAAGGAGAAAAUCCAUGAGCAAGGAGACGAGAGGGAGUUUGAUGAGAACGAGGUGGACCCUUACCACGGUCAGCAGGACAAGAGACCGGAGCCUGAGGCCAUGGAUCUGCCCGAGGAUCUGAACCUGGACCAGGAGGAGGAGGCUGGAGACGGUGGAGAGGAGGAGGGAGAAGAGGAGAAUCCCUUCGACAUCGAUGAUAAAACAAAGUCCCUGGAAGAGAAGGAGGACGAACAGAAAGAGGGAGACGAGGGGGAGGAGGGAGCGGAGCAGAUGGAGGAAGAUCAGAAGGACCAACCAGGAGAGGAGAACAAUCAGGAACCAAAGACUGAAGAAGAAAAGCAGGAGGAGGAGGGAGGAGGAGAAAGAGCAGAGGGAGAAGAAGAGUCUGCUGAGAAAGAUGAAGAAGAAGAGGAGAAGGAGAAAGGACAGGAAGCAGGAAGAGAUGAAGAUCACACACUUCCUAAUGACAAAGGAGAAAAACCAAAGGAGGAGGAGGAAGGACCAGGAGAGGAUGAGGAGCAGCCGGAGUCAGCAGAGAGGAAGGAGCACGAUACAGACGGUCAGACAGGAGAGGAGAACGUUCAGAGUGACACGGCUGUGGAGCUGGCAGGAGAGGCGUCAGAGAGAGACCAGGCCAAAGAGGAGCACGGGACUGGAGCUGCAGACGCCAGCCAAUCAGAGGGCCACCAGUCAAAGCUGACUGCACGCAUGGCUUCACAGAGACAGACUCAGAGCCAAACUCAGAGCUUCAAGAGGAAACCGGGACAGGCGGAUAACGAGCGAUCCACGGGAGAUUAUAACGAGAGAGUGAAUAAGCGUCUGCGUACCGUGGAGAGCAGUAAGGAUCGCUCUGAGGACAGAGGGCAGAGCGACGCACAGCAGGAGUCUGACCUGUAUGAGCACAUCAAACAAGGAGAGUCCACGUACGACACGCAGACAUACGAUGUUGCCAGCGCAGACCAGCAGAAAGCAGCCGGACCUCAGCAGGACCAGGAGGACCAGAACGAGGAGGAUGUUGCAAUGGAAACAGAGAACCAGGAAGAGAACCUGCAGCCUGCUGAGGUCCAGGACCUGAAGCCCGAGCAGCUGGACUCCACCAAGGCCUCCAAAACAGGUGCAGACAGUGGAGAGAUGGAGGUGCAGACUCAGGCCGAGGGAGAGGAGGAGGAGAAGUGGAAGGACAGACUAAACACCAGAGAAGAAGAAAGAGGCGAGAGAAGCAAAGAAUCAACGAUCCACACGGUUCCUGAGCUUCUGCUGGACUCACUGCAGAAAGAAGAGAGAGACCCGGAGGAGGUCAGGAGGGAGAUGGAGCUGCAGCUGGAGGCCUGGCACAAACUGGCUCCAGGGACUCUGGAGGAGGAGAGUACAGCGGCCUCCAUGUGGCAUCAGUACCAGAGUCUGACCUCGGCUCUGUCCCAGCAGCUGUGUGAGCAGCUCCGCCUCAUCCUGGAGCCCACGCAGGCCGCCAAACUCAAGGGAGACUAUCGCACAGGGAAGCGUCUGAACAUGAGGAAGGUGAUCCCCUACAUCGCCAGCCAGUUUCGUAAAGACAAGAUCUGGAUGAGGAGGACCAAACCCAGCAAGAGGGAGUAUCAGAUCUGUCUAGCUGUGGACGACUCCUCCAGUAUGGUGGACAACCACUCCAAACAGCUGGCGUUUGAAUCUCUGUCUACGAUCAUCAACGCUCUCACUCUGCUGGAGGUCGGACAGGUGUCUGUGUGCAGUUUUGGCGAGCAGGUUCAGCUGCUGCACCCGUUCCAGCAGCAGUUCAACGACGAGUCUGGAGCUCGGAUUCUCCGACUCUGUCAGUUCCAGCAGAAGAAGACGAGAAUAGCUCAGUUUUUGGAGACGUCCACUAAAAUGUUUGUAGCAGCUCGCCAGCAGACUCCUGGAUCUCUAAACUCAGAGACGGCCCAGCUGCUGGUCAUCGUGUCGGACGGGAGAGGUUUGUUCCUGGAGGGAAAAGAGCGUGUGAUGGCCGCUGUCCGAGCCGCACGCAGCGCUAACGUGUUCGUAAUCUUCGUGGUGCUCGACAACCCAAACUCACGGGACUCCAUCCUGGACAUCAAGGUCCCCAUAUUCAAAGGACCAGGAGAACUACCAGAGAUCCGCUCCUACAUGGACGAGUUCCCCUUCCCCUUCUACGUCAUCCUACGAGACGUCAACGCCCUGCCGGAGACGCUCAGCGACGCGCUCAGACAGUGGUUUGAACUCGUCACAGCAGCCGACCAAUGAGAAGCCAUCGUUCACAGGCAGCAAACAACUGCACAAUAAAUGUACUGCUGCUGCUGCUCGCCUCUCUGACACACAAAAAGACUGGAGAAAAAAAAAAGAGACUGACCGCUGUACAUGUGCCUUUAUUUUCUGAUUUGUACUGUAGAUUUUAGUGGAUUUGAAAGCAAUCUUUGCUGUUUUUGUCCUUGUAAUCAGGGGGUUCUCUUUGUUUUGAGGAUUGCUUUAACUUGCACGUCUGAGUUGAAAUGAUAGAAACAAUAAUGUGAUUCCCCCGUGUGUGAAACACCUCAUUGAAGAGUCAGUAAAUACCUCUGUUUCCCUUUGUAUUAUAGCUCUGAAGUCAUGUUUGUGUGUGGAUGUGUUAGUCAGUGUUACAGAGAUCAUGGUCAUUCAUCUUCAGUGUGAACACAAUAACAGUGUGACCAACAGUAGCAUGUCAGUGAGGUCAUGACUGACUGAAGGAACUCAAAAAUGUGCCUUGGAGAGGAGGACAGUGUUUAUCUCACACCUGAUGAGCUCCAAGCUCUGCCGGGAUCUCUCAUGCACUUUGAAGCACAGGGACUUCAGAUCCCACUUUUGAUAAAACAAACGCCCCGUACAGUAUAAGACAUAUCGGCAGUGUUCAUCCUUCCAUGCUGUGUGACCUCCUGAGAGCUCAGAGCUCCUCACUGUUUGUAAUGAGUAGGUGUAAAUGUUUAUCAUCUCUGUGUUUUGUAACGUGCUCUUACAUGUAAGCGGACAUAUUUUAGAGGUUGUUUCUUCAUUGCAUCUGUGUGUUCAAAAAGAACGAUCAUGACAAUAAACAGUUUACAAGGUUGAAAAUC